This is a messenger RNA of Onthophagus taurus, 634 nucleotides long. RefSeq names its product U3 small nucleolar ribonucleoprotein IMP3. Gene Ontology annotation, cellular component: small-subunit processome; Mpp10 complex. NCBI's taxonomy places the organism in Eukaryota, Metazoa, Arthropoda, Insecta, Coleoptera, Scarabaeidae. Gene Ontology annotation, biological process: rRNA processing; ribosomal small subunit biogenesis. Gene Ontology annotation, molecular function: snoRNA binding; rRNA binding. The record is from RefSeq and is a predicted model, not a curated record.
GAUGUUGACGUUUUUGACAAUCUAAACAUAACCUUACUUUUUUGUUUUUUCAUUCAACUUAAAUAAUAUAAAAUGGUUCGAAAAUUAAAAUACCACGAACAAAAACUAUUAAAAAAGGUUGAUUUUAUAUCCUGGAAGGUGGAUAAUAACCUACAUGAAGUAAAAGUUCUUAAAAAAUACCAUAUAAAGAAACGUGAAGAUUACACAAAAUAUAAUAAAUUAUCGAGGAAUAUACGCGAAUUAGCGAGGAAAAUUAAGGAAGUUGAUGUAAAACACCCGUUUAGGACGACAGCAUCUGCUCAACUAUUAGAAAAAUUAUAUGCAAUGGGUUUAAUUGCAACGAGAUGGGAUUUGAGUUUAGCAGAAAAGGUUACUGCAUCAUGUUUUUGUAGAAGGAGGUUACCCGUUGUUAUGGUUAGGAAUAAAAUGUCUGAGAAUAUUAAAGGAGCAAUUAAAUUAAUUGAACAAGGACAUGUUAGAAUUGGACCAGAAUUAGUUAAAGAUCCUGCAUUAUUAGUUACAAGGACUUUAGAAGAUUUUGUUACUUGGGUUGAUAGUUCGAAGAUAAGAAAACAUGUUUUAGAGUACAAUGGAAUUCGUGACGAUUUUGAAUUAUAAAUAAUUUAAUAUGAAA